UGGGCAUAUAGAUUGACUGGGAAGGCCUGGGUGUAUAGAUUUGUAGGCUUGAAAGAAGCCUCUCUAGGUGCUCAGUGUGUGCUCCAGGAUGUGCAAAGCUUAACACUGUUUUUAUCAAUGAAGCCCCAGGUUGGUGGGGAAAGAGGAGUGGUCUUGUAGAGGCAGAAUGGGGAAACUAAGACAGAGGGUCCUACCCAGAAGAGAUGGGGCUUUGAGGAGCAUCACCCAAGUUUAUUUUCACCAAGGUCUAAGGAAAAAGAAAUGAGGCGAUUUCAGAUCCUCUCAAGAGAGAGACUACAAUCCAAGGUGCCCAGUAUCAGUAUCAAGGCUUUCAGUGGGGAGGAGGGAGGUGCUCUCAGCAUGAGAUGGGGAUCAGGCUAGGAAUCCGAGGUAACAGCAGAUACUAGAAUUCGGUCCUGAGGGAGCAGAAUCAGCCUGAACCAAGCUCCAGGCCCAUUGGGAAGAGAGAGGGACCCCUAGUCUCGUAGUCUGAGGCUGUGAGAACCCCAAAUAGUUGGGCAACCUGCUGAGUGCCAGAUCUUUUUCCAUAUGUAGGUAACUUUUUCAUAUGGCUGAGUCAUAGGCAUCAUAACCCCAAUUGAAGGGUCAGGAGCAGCUUCAGAGGCCCAGUCUCUACUGAGAGGCAGAUUUAAACCUGCAUAUGUCCGGCUCCAAAUCUCACCCUUGUCCACUAUUCAUCAGGACCUCCCAUUCCUGGGUGUGGGCUACUAUGUGUAGCCUCUUAGUAGUGGGACUAGAGAGAUGGUGAUGCAAGGUGGAAGCCAGGCAAGCCUGAGGAGAAGCAGAAGACAUGGUGAAGAAUCCUUGCUGGGGCCUGCCACUCCUGACCCACUCUUACCUGGUAUCAUAGAAAUGAAUAACCACCUGAGUUUUUUCAGAUACAUAAAGUUCACCCCUUCAUAAUUUAGAACUUUUUUGAAAACUCAUUUUGGAAAUAAAUGAUUCCAGACAUUACACCCAUCUUCAGUACAGCUGAAAAAUAAAUAUUUCUGUAUAGCUGAGGAACAUUCCUAGAACCCAAUGGCUUCUCUGUAGCAGUGGUUUCAGAAGCUGUAACAGUAUCAGGGAAGCUAGCUAUCUUGUUGCCAAAUGACCCUAGACCACUUUUUAAAUGCUUGCAACUAUUAAAAAACAACUGUGGUGUUGCUUGCCUUGCUAGCAGACAUCAGGGGACACCUGCUCUAGAUGUGCUUCUACUCUGUAUGAGAACAGGAACAUACAUGGACUUAUUGUAAAUAAAUUAAGGACAAGUGGGCCAUGAUUGAGGACUGGAGAGCCUAUCCAGUGAGUAAUGCAUAUGAGUAUCAUAGCUGCUCAGGAGUCUCUUGUGCCCCAUUAACCCCACGAUGUGCCCUGUAGUUGACCUCCAAAUAAGUGAAAUGUCACUGCACAUUAGUCCUAAGAUUAUUAUCUACCUCUUUGAUUGAAAAAGUCCACUGAAGAUUAUAUAAUAGACUGUUCCCAAUAAUAGGAGACAAGGCAGCAAUAAUGUAAAGAUGAAAAACAGUCUUUGGCAUUGGAAAGAUCUGGGUGGGAAUCCUAAUGUUUCCAUUUCCCAGCUGCUUUGAUUGAUUUGGGCCCAGGCUACCCACCCUCCAUUCUGCACCUUAGGGUCAUGAGAAUGAAAGGAGAUAAUACAGGAAGGUUCCCAGCACAGUGCCUGACAAAAAAGGAGAGAAGGGGCUAGGAAAUCAGAAUUUCCUUGGGUGCUUGAGGGUGGCAGUAAGGAAGAUGAGUGUGGGAACCUGAAGGGAACACAGUAAAGGGGACAUGACACCCCGGCUUCCCACAAAGAGGUAGACAUGGUUGUGUGCACCCUGUGUGGUCUGCAGUCCUGGCUGUGGCCCCAGAGAGCUUGGGAGGGGGGCUGCCACUCCUCACCCCCAACUUGGGACUGGGAACUUUUCCUAGAAGGCUAGCUCUCAUCUCUCCCUUUUUUCCUUCUCUGAUAAACACGAGUUGGUGGGCCUGGUGAAGAGGGAACAAAGGGAAGGUGACAAUGCAUGGGGUAGGGGAACUGGACUGGACCAUGGUUUGCACCAACCUGAACCUAGCAACCAAUUGGAGCUGCACAAACAAGAAACAGAUGCCACACUGCUGAAGCCAGAGAAACUGCUGGCAGGGUUGGAACGGGGUGAGCCACCCCCUGCCCCAGGAGCCCCCAGAAGAAGAGGCAGUAUGCCUGUCCCCUACAAACACCAGCUGCGGCGGGCCCAGGCUGUAGAUGAACUUGACUGGCCACCUCAAGCCUCAUCCUCUGGCUCCUCUGACUCCUUGGGCUCGGGGGAGGCAGCCCCCACCCAAAAGGAUGGCAUCUUCAAGGUCAUGCUGGUGGGGGAGAGCGGUGUGGGCAAGAGCACCCUAGCAGGCACCUUCGGCAGUCUUCAGGGAGACAGUGCCCAUGAGCCGGAGAACCCAGAGGACACCUAUGAGAGACGCAUCAUGGUGGAUAAGGAGGAAGUGACUCUAGUUGUUUAUGACAUCUGGGAACAGGGUGAUGCAGGGGGGUUGCUGAGGGACCACUGCCUUCAGACCGGGGAUGCCUUUCUCAUCGUCUUCUCAGUCACCGACCGUCGAAGCUUCUCCAAAGUUCCAGAGACCCUACUUCGGCUCCGGGCUGGGAGGCCCCACCACGACCUGCCUGUCAUCCUCGUUGGAAACAAGAGUGACUUGGUCCGCUCCCGGGAGGUCUCACUGGAGGAGGGCCGCCACCUGGCAGGGACACUGAGCUGCAAGCAUAUCGAGACGUCUGCCGCGCUACACCACAACACGCGGGAGCUUUUCGAGGGCGCGGUGCGCCAGAUCCGGCUGCGGCGGGGCCGGAGCUGUCCGGGAGGUCCGCGGCACGAGUGGGGUAAUCCCCAGGGCCCCGCGCCGCCUGCGCGCCGCGAGAGCCUCACCAAGAAGGCCAAGCGCUUCCUUGCCCACUUGGUGCCGCGCAACGCCAAGUUCUUCAAGCAGCGUUCCAGGUCGUGUCACGACCUCUCCGUGCUCUGAGCCGCAGUCUCCAUGGUCACCGCGGGUCGCCAUGGUCACCGAGCCCUCGGCUCGUCCCCUCGCCCGCUCCCUGCCCCAUGUCCGGCUUCCUUUGUGAAGACAGUCUAGGAAACCAAACCAAAAACUCCCAGGACGCCCUGGUGUGACCUAGGGGGCAGGGCCCCGGCCCCCACGGAGACACCUACUGCCCCGGAGCCCGCCAAGGA
Messenger RNA from Manis pentadactyla (Chinese pangolin), 3224 nucleotides. It is a transcript of the gene REM2, whose product is annotated as RRAD and GEM like GTPase 2. NCBI's taxonomy places the organism in Eukaryota, Metazoa, Chordata, Mammalia, Pholidota, Manidae. Gene Ontology annotation, molecular function: GTPase activity; calcium channel regulator activity; GTP binding. Gene Ontology annotation, cellular component: plasma membrane. The transcript has 5 exons. The record is from RefSeq and is a predicted model, not a curated record. The coding region runs from base 2200 to 3018 and encodes 272 amino acids.